UAUCUCUCUCCCACAUGAAUCCAAAUCUAUCUCCAACCUCACAUUUGUUAGACCUCUACUUACAAUUAAACACUCUCAUAUACACUUUUAAUUUUAUUUCUCUCGGAUAUAUUCAUGUGUUUAAUACAUAUAUAUAUACACACACACACAUAGAUAUCUCUCUGACAAAACCUUAAUAGCCAGAGAGACCAUAAGCGAAACCAUCUCUUCUCUUUGCUCUCUCUCUCUCUACGCAGCAAUGGUGACCGACACACAAUCAAGAACGACGCAGUCUGCGGCAGUGGAGGUGGUCACGUGCGACACGUGCGGAUUUACGGAGGAGUGUACUGUUCCGUACAUCCGGCGUGUCCGCGACCACCACAACGGCAAGUGGCUAUGCGGUCUCUGUGCGGAGGCCGUCAAGGACGAGGUUGUCCGAUCGCCGAUGAGAAUCUCCGUAGACGAAGCUGUUAGACGUCACUCCUCCUUCUUCCACAGCUUCCGGCACGGCGGCGCCAUCGAAAAAGAUCCGAUCUCUGCCAUGGGACGAAUUCUCCGGCGAUGCCUCGAAGGGUCCAUCAGAACCUCCGCGAGGACGAACUCGACCAGUUCCUUGCCGGAAAUCUCCGCCGUGGAUUCUCCGGCAGGGGAAUCGUCGCCGUCGCUCCUCCGGUCUGGGAGCUGCUUCUCCUCUCUGUCCACUAGAUGACUUUUCUGUUAGUUUUUUUUGGGUUUAAUCGUCAAUUAUUUUUGUUAAUUAGAUUACCAUUUAGAAGAAGGUGUGGGAUCCGAGGAAGUGUUCCUAUGACGUUCGCUACCCUUUUUCUAGUAUUGAAAAUUAAUUGCAAUGGGUUCGUGAAAAAGGGUCACUGUGUUUUUUUUUAGCGUUUAAUAAUUAUUGAAAUUAAUCAAUGUCGUAUUAUUUUCGCUUUAUAAUAA
Messenger RNA from Tarenaya hassleriana, 918 nucleotides. RefSeq lists its product as uncharacterized. Lineage: Eukaryota; Viridiplantae; Streptophyta; Magnoliopsida; Brassicales; Cleomaceae. The record is from RefSeq and is a predicted model, not a curated record. Bases 239 to 688 code for a protein of 149 amino acids. The transcript has a single exon.